Molecule: messenger RNA, 1035 nt
Organism: Medioppia subpectinata
Lineage: Eukaryota; Metazoa; Arthropoda; Arachnida; Sarcoptiformes; Oppiidae
Source: the annotation of a GenBank genome assembly
AUGAAACUAAAACUCAUUAAAAAGCGAGUAAUCCGUAAACCAGUGGUUAAAGUCAUUAAAUCAGACCUUAAGAAGACUUCACACAAGACUAACACUAAAACAAAUGCCAAACAAAUGAAUGACAACAACGAAGACAUGAGUGAAGAGUCGGACGAGAGUUCUGACGAAGAAUUGGGCGAAGAAUCAGAUAAUAGUUAUGUCGAAACGAAGACAUAUAAACCGACCAAAAAAUACAAAUGGGCUAAAAGUGGUUUAAAAUCGAGUCCUCUUCUGAUUCCAGAUUCCAAUGAAAGACAGAAAAUGUUUGAUUUGAACACAAAUUCAUACAAAUGUCCGAAAAUUGAAUGUCAGAAGACUUUUGAAACGGACGCCGGAUUUCGUAGCCAUUUGAAUAGUCAUCUGUUUAAAUGUGGAUACAAUGGAUGUGAUAAAGAGUAUGGAAAUAGAGUUCACUUGAGAAAACAUGAAAUGACCGCACAUUCAAGUGAUAAACCAUUUAAAUGUGAUUUCAAUGGCUGUCAAUAUGAAAGCCGAUCCACAGAACUCUUGCGUAAUCACAUCCAGACUCACAACACAAACAAAUUUGUUUGCGAUUACGCGGGUUGUGAGAAGUCAUUCAGGAGUUGCGGAGGUCUGGAUGAUCACCGGCGCAGACACGCCAUUGAACCCACAUAUAAGUGCACUACUGAUGGAUGCGACGAGAAGUUUGUCAGUAAAUUCCAACGCCGUAAACACGAGGUCGCAGUUCAUAGCCGUAAGCCAUUUGUUAAAGCCAUACGUCGGUGCGAUUGGCCGGGAUGUGAUUAUGAGGGUAAAUAUCUACAUAAACACAUUCUGCAACACACGGGUGAGAAGCGAUUCCAGUGUUUAUGGCCAGAGUGUGGCAAACGGUUCGGUCGUAUCGACAAUUUUAAAUACCACAUGAAUAUUCAUAAUAACGUUAAGCCGUAUGUGUGCUGUUGGCCCGGAUGUACACACAGUUACGCACAAUUAGGCAAUCUUACGGCACACGUCAAGAGAUUUCACACCAAAUAA